AUUGACUAGUUCCAACCAAGAUCUCCACGGUCGAGAGCCAAGCCACUUUACUACUUGCCUACGCUCCAUUGCUUGAGGGGAGUAGGAAAAAGACUGAAAUUCAAUUGACGUGAGUACCUCCCAACGCAGCUAAAGUGGUGAGGAUAUAUUUUUCUUCAAUGCUCACCGCCAGGUCCUGCCACUGCAUUGUUUGAACUUCACGCGGCUGACGGUAGUAUUAGUUUGAGCAGGACUCCGAAGACAGGUGUCCCACUGACACAUUCCGGUGGAACGUCGGAAUACAUAUCUUAUCCUUGGACAUGCCGUCAUUCCACCCAAUUGAAUGGAGGGAUCCGAGAUUUGUACAACUCGCACCGAAGACCGAGAUAUUCACAACCACACGCACAUGGUAGCUCUAAUUGAGCGGUGACAUUAUCUGUGCAUGUCAAUGCACCGGUGAGUGCCGAGUGCACUAUGCCUUCUAAAGAAGGUAAACCACUCAAGUUUCGAAUGCUUCAUGGCCUCAAAAGAAGCGAGUACCUCUGAUCAAUACUCUCACGUAAGUGCGCGUACCUAUGAGUGCGGGAGUCCUGUUCCUCGAAGAUGCUUUAGCCUUCCUGGGCAUCAUUCACGGCAAUGGUCUCCUCUUUAUUCUUUGCAUUCGCGAUCCUAAACGGAGCGCUGUUGCUUGGCACACUUUAUAGAAGGAACUACAACCCGGCGGAUGAAGAUCUAGAUUACACGUGGUUAGGUGGGGACUUUCCUUUCGAGAUGCCGACUGGCCCCAUCCCUACCGUUGAGAUGACCUUUCACGAAUCUAUACGAUUCGACAUUGCCUACAACAGCUCUAUCCCAAACUGGGAGACCCUUCACUCAGAUACAUAUGGCAUCGGCUAUACACAUCUAGGUCCUUUCCACCAUCGAUAUACAUCGUCUGCCCAUCAUUCAUUACAUUGCCUCCACACCUUUACGACACAAUUUCAUCGCCACGACCCUCAACGAGUUGCUCACUGGGAGCAUUGCCUCAUGUACCUGCGACAAUCUUUUAUGUGCAACAUGGACAUGACACUUGAAGUCGGAGAUUUCUUGGUGAAGAAUCUCACCCUCGAUCGCGCGGGUGUCACUAGGGAAUGUAGAGAUUGGACGGCUGUGGAUGCGUGGAUGAAGACUACAUUUAGAGAGUGGGAAGAGUUUAACGGGUUCGUUCCUGACUAACUUCAAUAUCUUUCACCAAUGAGUUUCGACAUUCUCCCCGGUCGGCGCACGGAUGUUGGUUUGUGGAUGUGAAGCUCGUAGAUUAGUGUAUACGAAAAUGAUAUUAAGAAAGCUUUGACUCGUUAAUAGCAUAACAUCUUACCUGAAUAUGCCGAAAAUGUGACUAUAUGUUACGAGGAUCAGUCCUAUGAAUAUACUCUUGGUACUCCUGAUAAUUCCGUUCCGCCUCACUCCAAACAGCCUCCCAAUCAAGACACAUCUUAUCG
This is a messenger RNA of Somion occarium, 1460 nucleotides long. NCBI's taxonomy places the organism in Eukaryota, Fungi, Basidiomycota, Agaricomycetes, Polyporales, Cerrenaceae. The record is from the annotation of a GenBank genome assembly.